Hypanus sabinus (Atlantic stingray) is the source of this 5109-nucleotide messenger RNA. It is a transcript of the gene slc13a1, whose product is annotated as solute carrier family 13 member 1. Gene Ontology annotation, molecular function: sodium:sulfate symporter activity. The transcript is spliced from 15 exons. Gene Ontology annotation, biological process: monoatomic anion transmembrane transport. NCBI's taxonomy places the organism in Eukaryota, Metazoa, Chordata, Chondrichthyes, Myliobatiformes, Dasyatidae. The record is from RefSeq and is a predicted model, not a curated record. Bases 57 to 1886 code for a protein of 609 amino acids. Gene Ontology annotation, cellular component: membrane.
AGCAUUUGCAGAGCCAUCAGUUUGGGGCAGUUGGAGCUGUCAAUUCUCCUUAAGCUAUGAGUUUCCCAAGGCAAACUUGGCAGUAUCGGAAGUUGAUAAUUAUUGUAUUCUGUCCAUUGCUAUUCCUGCCGCUGCCUCUCAUCAUCAAGACUAAAGAAUCCAAAUGUGCUUUUACACUGCUUGUGGUGGCAAUCUAUUGGCUAACAGAAGUGAUGCCUCUUUCUGUAACAGCUUUACUCCCAGCUCUCAUGUUUCCACUCUUUGGCAUCAUGAAAUCCUCAGAAGUUGCAUCUGCCUACUUCAAAGAUUUUCACGUUCUGUUAAUCGGCAUUAUUUGCUUGGCUACUUCUAUUGAAAAAUGGAAUCUACACAAGCGAAUAGCCCUGAGGAUGGUGAUGAUAAUGGGAGUCAAUCCUGGACGGUUAAUGAUGGGGUUUAUGCUCAGUUGUGUCUUCCUCUCAAUGUGGCUCAGUAACACCUCCACAGCAGCCAUGGUAAUGCCAAUAGUUGAGGCUCUUCUUCAGCAGCUUGUGACUGCAGAAGCAGCAGCUAAUCUCACUCAAACAACUUCGUCUGGAUUCACAAACCAAGCUUUGGAACUGAAUGAGAAAGAAUCUGUAAUGAAGAGGUUGGAAGAAAAGGAGGAAAUUGUGAAGGAGAAUGAAAAAGAAGAAAUGAAACAAAAAUACAGGCAAAUGAAUGGAUAUGGAUGUCACCUUGAUGUAGACGUUCAAACAGGCAAAACAGAACCAGAUGAGGCUUUGAGACAAGGAGCUGUUGGCAAAUACAAAAGUGAGAAAGAUCAUAACUUGUGCAAAGGAAUGUGUCUUUGCAUUGCUUAUUCUUCCACUAUUGGAGGAUUAACUACUAUUACAGGCACCUCAACCAAUCUGAUUUUUGCUGAGCAACUGAACAUGCACUACCCCGAUUGUCACUGCAUAAAUUUUGGGUCUUGGUUCAUACUGGUGCUCCCCCUGACUGUGAUCAUUACCAUUUUAUCUUGGGUCUGGCUGCAUAUCCUUUACUUUGGCUUCAACUUUUCAAAGACAUUUGAAUUUUGCAAAGAAAAAAGCAACAGAGAAAAAGCAUUGAUAAAAUUGAUUGAAGAGGAAUACAGGAAGCUUGGACCCAUGGGGUAUCAGGAGAUUGUUACCCUCAUUAUAUUUUGCUUCAUGGCAAUAUUGUGGUUUAUGCGUAACCCUGGAUUUUUCCCUGGCUGGUCCAAUCUUUUUCCACAGUACAAAGAUUUUGCCACCGAUUCCACCGUAGCCCUCUUGCUGGGAAUUCUAUUUUUCAUCUUGCCUGCUGAGAAUCCUGCUUCAGUUUUUAAAAAGACGGGGGAGGAGGAGUACGCAGCACUUAUUACCUGGAAAGAGUUCCAGUCGUGCAUGCCUUGGGAAAUAUCCUUACUUGUCGGAGGCGGCUUUGCCCUGGCGAAGGGUUCUGAGUUAUCUGGGCUUUCCUUAUGGGUGGGAAGCAAGUUGGAACCCCUCGGCACUUUGCCAGCAUGGCUGAUUGUACUGGUGACCUGCUUGAUUGUCACAAGUGUCACUGAGGUGGCUAGUAACCCAGCCACUAUCACAAUCUUCCUUCCAAUUCUAGUGGCCUUGUCUGAAGCCAUUCAUAUGAAUCCACUUUACUUAUUAAUACCCACAACUCUUUGCACCUCAUUUGCAUUCCUCUUGCCAGUGUCCAAUCCUCCAAAUGCUAUUGUCUUUGGAUAUGGCCAUCUCUCAAUCAUGGACAUGGUAAAAACUGGAUUGGUUGUUAAACUAAUCAGCAUUGUAGUUGUGAUGAUUGCAAUAUCAACUUGGGCUGUUCCAUUAAUGGACCUCAAAACAUAUCCGUCCUGGGCACAAGACCUCAAAAAUACAACAGCUCCAUAGCACCUAAGAUGUAAAUGAACAGGCCAGGCUUGACAGACAAUCCUAUUCUGAUUAAUGUGAAUGAAGAAGGCAAUGUCUUACGGUGAGACUGUCAAAAGCAACAAUCUAUACAAUAAGGAUUUCUGCCUGUUCAAUUCAGGGCUGUGUUCCAAUGAAAGAGCCAAACUACAGCAAAGAACUUAAUGGGAAUUAUAACCGGAAUUCUGUAUCCAUUUGAGAAGAUUGUAGGUACUUCACACCGUGCAAUAUUUAAUUUGAGAUGAAACUUAAACAUAUAACGUUACAGUGCAGUACAGGCCCUUUGGCUUACGAUGAUGUGCUGACCUUUUAACCUCCUCUAAGUUCAAUCUAGCCCUUCCCCCUACAUAGCUUUCCAUUUUCUAUCGUCCAUUUUCCUCUCUAAGAAUCUCCUAAAUGUCCUUAAUUUAUUUCCCUCUACCACCACCACUAACACCACUUUCCUUGCACCCAUCAAUCUCUGUGUAAAAAAAAGCUUACCUCUGACACCCCUCCUAUACUUUCCUUAAAACUACAUCCCUUCAUAUCAGCCAUUUUGGCCCUGGUGAAAAAGUCCCUGGCUGUCCAUCUAAUCUAUGCCUUUUAUCUUGUACAUCUCUAUCAAGUCACCUCUCACCUUCCUUUGCUUCCGAGAGAAAAGCCCUAGUUUGCUUAACAUAACCACAUAAGACAUGCCCUCCAGUCCAGGCAACGUCCUGGUAAGUCUUCACAUCUUUCUAAAUCCAAAGCAACACACACACACACACACACACACACACACACGAGGAACUCAGUAGCCCAGGCAGCAUCUAUGGAAAAAUUGACAUACUCCAAGUGUGAUCAAGCCAGGGUUUUACAGACCUACAACAUUAUCUGUGGCUCUUGAACUCAAUCCCCUGACUGAUGAAGGCCAUCACACCAUACACCUUCUUAACAACCCUAUCAAGCUAUGUCAUAAUAUUGAGGGAUUUAUAGACAUAAGCCCCAAGAUCACUCUCUUCCUCCACACUGGUAAGAAUCCUGCCAUUAACCCCAUGUUCCACCUGCAAACUCAAUCUUCCAAAGUGAAUCACUUCACAGUUUUUCUGGUUGAACUCCAUUUGCCACUUCUCAGCCCAGCUCUGCAGUGUAUUAAUGUCCUCUUGUAGAUUAUGAGAACCUUCAACGCUAUCUACACAACUGCCAAGCUUAGAGUCAUUCGCUAGCUUACUAACCCAUCCUUCUACUUCAUCAUGCAAGCCAUUUAUAAAAUCACAAGGGCAGAGAUUGCAAUGGAACUCUGCUGGUGAUUGACCUCAGGGCAGAUAAUGCUCAAUCUUCAACUACCCUCUGACUUUCUAUGGGGAAACCAAUUCUGAAUCCAUACAAGCAACACAUGCAAAAUGCUGGUGGAAUGCAGCAGGCAGUAUCUGUAGGGAGAAGUACAGUUGACGUUUUGAGCUGAGACCCUUCGUCAGGACCCUUUGUUAGUCCUAAUGAAGGGUCUCGGCCGGAAACGUCAACUGCACUUCUUCCUAUAGAUGCUGCCUGGCCUGCUGCAUUCCACCAGCAUUUUGUGUGUGCUCCUUGAAUUUCCAGCAUCUGCAGAUUUCCUAGUGUUUGCGCUGAAUCCAUACAACUAAAUUUCCCUGGAUUCCAUACCUUCUGACUGUCUGAAUGAGGUUACUAUUUAGAUCCUUAUCAAAUGCCUUACUGAAAUCCAUAUACACCACAUCCACUACUCUACCUUUAUCAAUGUGUUUUAUCACAUCCUGAAAAAAUUAAAUUAGUCUUGUGAAGCAUGAUCUGCCCCUCACAAAUCUAUGCUAUUCCCAAUCAAUCUAUGCUUCUCCAAAUCCUCAUAAAUUUUGCAUCUAAGAAUCUUCUGCAAUAAUUUGCCCACCAGUGAAGUCAGACUCACUGGUUCAUAAUUCCCAGGGUUAUCCCAAUUCCCAGCUCCCUUUCUUGAACAAAGAAAUAACAUUUGCCACCUUAUAUCAUCUAUUAGGACUACUGUGGCCAGAGAGGACACAAAUAGCUCCUCCCUCACUUCCAGAAGUAACAGUCAGUACCUCCAGUUGAACUCUGUGUUACAAGUCAACAACAAUGAAUAUAUAAUUGAGACAGGGUUUUUAUUUACAAAUAAAACAUGUAUUAAACACUGCUAAAAAAAAACCCAAAAGUAAACAAACGACUAACUUAACCGGAAGUCGGCUGCUGUGCGGCAGCUUGAACAGUUCUUGAAGUGAGAAUGUGAAAACAGUUCUUGAAAGUAGUAAUGCGAAAGUCCAAAUGGUUAAACAGUCCGUUAAAGGAGAGACUUCUUGAAAAUGAUUUAAAUUCUCUUUCGUGGAGUUACUGCUGACCCCAGCUGAAGUAUGUUAUUCCCCGGAGGAUUUACGAUCGACAGAAAUAAAACGAGUUAAAGGCACUGACCUUUCUUUGAUGAAACUUUGUAUCCAACCCUCUGCUCUUCUUUUGGCAAAGCAGGAGUUAACAUGGAUACUCAUUAAUAAUUCCUCAUGCGAAGAUUAAACAAAGGCCGAAUCUGUUUCCCCGUCGACAUUAACUUUUCCUAUCCUUUGGGAUUUCCGAACUCCUUUAAAAUCUUCAUUCUCCACUGACCAAUCUGGCAGUAUUAUAGCGAAACUGCCAGCAAUAACCUUUGAGACUUAAAACAGAAAGUAAAACUCCACUUUUAAACAAAACUGCGUCAUAAUAUUGGAAUACGCAGCAGCAUGGAGUCAGUGGCGAAUUCAGCCAUGAACUGCCCACAGCACAAGUUGGGGUUCUCCUUUUAUACCUUGUUGAAAAAAACUAUCACAUGACCUCUCACUGGCAGGAAAAUGACGUCACUCCUCCAUCACAAGACCAUUACCUGAUGUCCAGCAUAGCCUCAAUUACAUCACAGUCACAUGACAAGUACAAGAUACCCAUGGGUACGUAACACCUCUCUCCAAAAAAAAAUUGUAAUCUGUCAAGAACAAAAUUUUAACAAUUAACCAUUUACAAAAAAAAUACAAAUGUAUAAAGUUUACAACAUACACAGUAUACAUAGUAUUAUCACACAUCAAUUUACAAAUUAUUACACAAGAGGGUUAUAAAUGUUUAAAUAUCACUCCAUAAAAAAUUAUAUUGUACAUUCAACAUUGAGACAGACAAUCAGCAAUCACAUCAUCUUUACCUUUAAUAUGAGUUAUCACAAUAUUGUACUCUUGUAACAUUAAAUUCCAAUUUAUUAGCCUUC